AUGAUCUUCCUGUCCCCCCCUCCACCGUCGACGCCCCCCAUCCCUCACGCGAUGAUUUUCCUGCCCCCCUUCGUUCUCAACCCCACAACCCCCUCCCCCACAAGGCGGGCGCGAGCUGAUUGGACGGCCCCAAUCCGACAUAUGGGCCUGGUUUACGGACGCCAGCUCCCCCCAGCGAACCAACUCGGCAAUGUGUUAACAUUGCGGCACAACGUGUUCUACUACAAGAAAUCCAAGCAAUCGUCACACCAUUUGAACAAGUGCGAGAAGUUUCGGUCGACAAUGAUGGCGCUGGACCCACAUGAAAGACCAACUUGGUUCGCAGUCAGUACCAAGCGCCAGAAGAAAGCCAAGGCGCUGUCAAGUAUGAAGGCCCCAACUGGUAUCUCAUUUGGCCAUCCAUCUGCUGCGCCUGUCAAGACCUUGCAAGAGUCCAUGCGACGUUAUGCUCUGCCCAAGCUAUCUCAAGUGGACCUCGAAGCGAUCAAGAAAUACUUCGCAAUGCACUUUUACAUCACGAGCACCUUGUUCCAUCGUGUUGGUCAGUUUCACCUGAAGCGGGCGUUCCAGCGGGCAAGGCCGGACAUUGUGCUUCCAAACCGUCAAGCGUUGGCCAACAAGUACCUCGACAUCUGCUACCAUGAAGUCAAGCAAGAAAAAGAUCGUCGACUGGGCGCGCCGGAUACCCAGGUGUGCCUGACAACGGAUGGAUGGUCAGAUGUCAACAUGGAGCCAGUAGUUAACUACAUGGCAGCAAAUGCCACUAUGUCGGUUUUUUUGGACAGCAAGUACACUGAAGCUCAAGCGCACACGGCGGAGUGGAUCGCCAAAGACCUUGAAGACACUAUGGCAGCCUUACCAGCAAAUGUAUGUGGCGCGUGUACAGACAACACAGCGGAAAAUCCUUGA
This is a messenger RNA of Aphanomyces astaci, 909 nucleotides long. RefSeq lists its product as hypothetical. Lineage: Eukaryota; Oomycota; Saprolegniomycetes; Saprolegniales; Verrucalvaceae. The transcript has a single exon. The coding region runs from base 1 to 909 and encodes 302 amino acids. The record is from RefSeq and is a predicted model, not a curated record.